AUGACCCAAAGGGUUGUUUUGCUAAUAGGAAUUACUACUCUGGCUUUUGUUUUUGAGAGAGGGGUUAUGGUAGCUGUUGAUGAUGUCUAUAUUUCGCAAUCAGCAUCAGAGCUGUGUGUCGAGAAUGCUAUUUAUCUCAACUCUCAUAUGCUUGCGGUUUGUCUGGGAGAGAUUGCAGACUAUGAGCCUUUUCUCAGAGCUUUGCAAAGUGGGGGUGAAAGAUGCUUCUCUGUGAAAGAAGCAUCAAAGUGGGUGGUUGACACUCUUUGUUCUAGCAGCGAUUAUUAUUUGUCAUUAAAAUUGCUGAUUGUGGGAUGGGAAAAGAAAACUGGUACUCCUCACUUGUAUGUGGACAGUAAGGGUAAUUGUAUAAAAGCAAAAUCUUACAUCAGUGCAUCUGCUUCAACCUUUACUUAUGGUGGACUGAUGAUCUCGGAUUUCUUUUACGAAAGGUCAUAUAAGCAUGCUGCAGUGUUUGCUAGAAACACAAUCCUCUCUGCUGCACGGGAAGUUGCAUUUAAUAGACUUGGUACUCAAAGGUUGAGAAACUAA
This is a messenger RNA of Oldenlandia corymbosa var. corymbosa, 552 nucleotides long. The record is from the annotation of a GenBank genome assembly. Lineage: Eukaryota; Viridiplantae; Streptophyta; Magnoliopsida; Gentianales; Rubiaceae.